This is a messenger RNA of Leptonychotes weddellii (Weddell seal), 1309 nucleotides long. The record is from RefSeq and is a predicted model, not a curated record. Lineage: Eukaryota; Metazoa; Chordata; Mammalia; Carnivora; Phocidae.
AUGGCCGACUCUCCCAGGGAGGGAGAGCUGGCCGGGUGUCCGGACUUCACCCGGCUGGCUGACAUGGCGUCUGACGCCGUAGGAGGAAAGAUUUUAUUUGCAACGGAUGACUUUUUUGCUCCGGCGGAAAACCUUAUAAAGAGUGACAGCCCAAGCUUCAAAGUACACGAAUACACUGAGUUUGGGAAGUGGAUGGAUGGAUGGGAGACCAGAAGGAAAAGGAUUCCAGGUCAUGACUGGUGCAUCAUCAAGCUGGGGAUACAAGGGAUUAUCCGAGGCUUCGAUGUGGACAUUUCUUACUUCAUGGGGGAUUAUGCUCCUCAAAUGUCAAUUCAAGCAGCAAACUUGGAAGAAGAUAAACAACCAGAAAUCCCACAGAGAGGAGUCAGGACAGGAGUGGCAGCCACACCGGAGGAGUUUGAGGCUGUUGCUGAGCUGAAGUCCAAUGACUGGAACUACCUGGUCCCUAUGACAGAGCUUAAACCAGGAAAGCCUGCUUCCAGCCACAAUUAUUUUCCUGUCAAUUCCCAGCAGAGAUGGAGUCACGUGAGACUCAACAUUUUCCCGGACGGUGGAAUUGCAUGUCUUAGAGUAUAUGGUACUGGACAGAAAGACUGGACUGCAGCUGACCCCAAAGAACCUUUUGACCUAGUGGCCAUCGCUCACGGGGGUGCCUGAGGAUUCAGCAAUGCACACUUUGGGCAUCCAAACAAUAUGAUAGGAGUUGGAAAGGCCAGGUCUGUGGCAGAUGGCUGGGAGACCGCGAGAAGGCUGGACAGGCCGCCAGCAUUAGAGAUCAAACCGGUGGUACAUUGUGAUAUGAAUGUGCCUUCCAGGUGGCAAACAUUUCACCGUACAUCCCGGCAUGUUAAUGUUUUCACAAAUGGAAGACUAUUUAUCCCACCUGUAAAAAUUAUCAUACCCAAAUUCAGUCUGAUGGAAUGGAAUAGUGUGCUGGCCAUGAUUGGGGAGAAAGUCUUCCCUCUAGGAGGCGUGCGAAAAUUAUUUACCAUGAAUGGGCAUCUCUUGGACAACUCAAAGGAUCUGCAAGACAACCACUUCUAUGUUGCCGCAGGACUGGAGACCUUCAAAUAUUUCCCUUACUGGAAAUCCUCCAAGGUGCCCAGUGAGGUCCAACAAAAGUAUGCAGACAUAGAGAAAUACUCACGAAGAAAGAAAAAAGAGGAUUCCAAAGGAAAAGAACCUCAUAAAUACGACAACAUUCCCCAUAAGGAACAGGAUUCUGUUUUUUAUGCCAAAGAGGGAAAGAAGAAAAUGCUAGUAGAACCUUUAAUGCAAAGCGGCGCAG